UUUAUGAAAAGCGUUAGUUGAUUUUUCUGUACCGUUAUUGGUUAGUAACUGUCAGUCGUCAAUUAUGGUUAUAAGUGACUGAUAUCUUUAAGUAAUUUAUAAAUAAAUAAAUAUAUUUAGAUCUUACAAAUGGACAAUAUUCAAUCUGAAAAAAUAAAAGAUGCACAUAACAUAGUCGAUAGCAAUUUACCUGAAGUUAUGGCAGGCUUAGAAAUGCUUACAGUAAAUGCAAAUUUAUCAUCUUCAGAAAACAAGCAAAGACUUAGGAAAAGAAUGCCUGCAACUGAAUCUAAUGAGAAUCUUAAUAGAAGAUGCAGUUUAAGACCAAGGAAAAGAACAUGCUCAGAAAUGGAAGAUAAUAACAGAAAAAGUAAAUAUCAGACAGAAGAAAUUGAUUGUAAAGAAUAUUAUUUAAAUAAAAAUUUAAAAAGAAGAUUAAAUAAUUUGGAAACAAUUUAUGAAGAAAAAGAUGAAACAAGUGAAUGUAUUACAUACAUGAGUGUGAAGAGGUACAAACGUAUGAUCCAGUUCCAAGAACAACCUACAGAUAAUAAGUUAAAGAAAAGAAGGGCAAAAAUUAAAAAAGUAUUUGGGUCAAAAAUCAAUUUCAAACGAAGACGUGCAUCUAUGCAGAUGUUGCUUGAUAAAUUAAAUGGUAUUAGAGUAGAAUCACCUGCAAAAGUUGAAAAUGAGAUAAAGUAAGAAGAUGUAAAAACAUUAAGUUGUAUAAGAAAUUUUUUUACAAUUAAAAUAUAACAGUAGAAAAAGAAA
Messenger RNA from Bombus pyrosoma, 771 nucleotides. RefSeq names its product protein tantalus. The coding region runs from base 130 to 702 and encodes 190 amino acids. The transcript has 4 exons. Lineage: Eukaryota; Metazoa; Arthropoda; Insecta; Hymenoptera; Apidae. The record is from RefSeq and is a predicted model, not a curated record.